This is a messenger RNA of Lineus longissimus, 1701 nucleotides long. RefSeq lists its product as uncharacterized. The record is from RefSeq and is a predicted model, not a curated record. The transcript has a single exon. NCBI's taxonomy places the organism in Eukaryota, Metazoa, Nemertea, Pilidiophora, Heteronemertea, Lineidae. Gene Ontology annotation, biological process: DNA replication. Bases 1 to 1701 code for a protein of 566 amino acids. Gene Ontology annotation, molecular function: nucleotide binding; DNA-directed DNA polymerase activity; DNA binding.
AUGUCCAUGAGCCGAUUUGCCAUCUAUUACGACUUUGAAACAAUGCAAAUCUCCUGCCCAGAAGACAAUAAUCGACGUAGACACGUGCCUAUUGCUGUGGCAGCGAUCAGAAUAUGUAACUCCAAUAGAACGUAUAACUCGUCACUACAUCAUCGGGUCGGUCUAGAUUGCGUCGAACGCUUCCUCGAUUGGCUUGACACUCAACGACAAGAGAUUCAGAUCAUAAACGCUACUGAAAACCAGCCUUUGAAAAUGACUCGCGAAGACUGGUUUCGCUUUCAUCGACAAACAUCCUGUGAAAUGUGCGGACAGGCUUUUACCGAGCUAAACUCUCCAUACAAAGAUCAUUGUCAUCUUUCUGGAAAAUUCCGCUUCGCUUUGUGCAAACGUUGUAACUUGACUUAUGGUAGUGAGAAAACAACAGCAUCAGUACCGUGUUUCGCUCAUGGAGGCGUACGAUUUGAUCAGCACCUUCUAAUAAAGGCCAUAGCGCGACGGAAUAAAAAACGUGGGAAAUCACCUCCACGGAUUUUACCGCGAAACACUGAGCAUUAUUUAGCUGUGUUUGAUGGAGAAUUAGUCUUUCAAGACUCGUUUGAGUUCAUGAAAGCCUCCCUGACAUCGAUUGCAGACUCUAUGAAGAAUGAUAAAAGCACCAUGAGCAGUGAAAAGGAUCGCAAUUCAAUCGCGUUCCCCCUCUUAUGGGAGUAUGUUCAGAGAAACGAGGAACGAUAUCAGCUCAUGACUAGAAAAGGUGUUUUCUGCUAUGAUUUCCUGGAUGAGAUCGAGAAACUUAAACUCGACGCGCUUCCGCCAAGAGAUCAGUUUUACGAUUCGCUUCAUCAGAUCGACAUUACAAUGGCUGAUUAUGAACAUGCAAAACAUGUGUGGCGGGCAAUGUCAUGUGAGACACUGAAAGACUAUCUACUGGUGUAUCUGAUUACCGAUGUCUUAUUGCUGGCAAGUUGCUUCGAACAAUUUCGCAAUUUGUCAAUGCAAUAUUUCCAAAUGGACACCGGCAAGUUUCUAACUCUGCCUCACUUUGCAUACCAUGCCAUGUUGAAAUACACACAGGUGCAGUUGGAAAUAUUGACCGAUCUAGAGAUGGUGCACUGGAUAAAACGAGGAAUUAGAGGUGGGGUCGCUUCUGUCAUGCUACGACACGCAGAGGCAAAUCUUCCAGAAAUGGGCCCGAACUACAACCCAGAACUACCCCGACAAGAAAUCGUGCCGCUCGAUUGUACGAACUUGUACGGUCAUGCCUUAAGUAAACAGCUACCCGAAAAGAGUUAUCGAUGGUUGACCAGACAGGAAAUUAAGCAACUAAAGAUAAGCGAGGUUCCCGACGAUGCUAAGAUUGGCUAUAUCCUUAGCGUAGACUUGAGUUACCCGCCAGAGCUCCAUGAAUCGCACACAAUGUACCCUUUGGCUCCACACAAAACGGCCAUCCCUCCUGCUCAGUGGUCGGAUUACACCUACGAACUCGGACUCAAGCUGAACGAUCCGUCUUUUUUCAAAACCGGACCUGAAAAACUUGUACCGGAUCUGACUGAGAAACGAGACUACGUGGUGCAUUACCAGAAUUUGAAAUACUACCUCAAAUGCGGAAUGCGAUUGCUUCGCGUAAGACGUGUGUUGGCCUUUGAACAAAAGUGCUGGAUGCGAGAUUUUGUAAACUUCAUAACGCACAAACGUUCGUAA